This is a messenger RNA of Ectocarpus sp. CCAP 1310/34, 4112 nucleotides long. NCBI's taxonomy places the organism in Eukaryota, Phaeophyceae, Ectocarpales, Ectocarpaceae. The record is from the annotation of a GenBank genome assembly.
GUCAAGGCAACAAACAUUCCCCCCCCCGCUUCCCCGCUGGUUCCGAGCUCUCCUCUACAUGGCGAGCUUCGGCGAUGACGUGUCUAUGGGAGAAUUCCAACCUCCCCAAGGAGACAACGGUGACAGUAAUCCGGAGGCUUCUGCUGGGGCGGGGUUAGCAGGGCACACGAGCGAUGGUUCUGUUUUGAACGUGCAGAUUUCAGCAAUUACGCCCCGCAGUAAUGCGCUAGGGGCUGGCGCAGCAGGCGCCGGCAGAGCCAGCGGCGGGGCUUUUGGGUCGGCAUCUCCAUCAUCAAGGGAAACCAAGCCCCUGUCCCAGAGCCAGAUACACAGGGCGUCCGUGGCCCGUGCCAUCCUGGAGGCCAAGUACAAGAACUUGAACCAGGAGUCCCAGGACAGGGAGGAGAGCCAACAGAAAAUUCAGAUCCUGAACGCAAGGAUGGACCAGAUGGGCAUCGCCGAGUCGGAGAGGGACCAGUACCGCCAGCGAGUGUGGCAGGAGUGUCUUACUAACAUCCGGGAGGGGCGUAAGCGGCUGACCAAGGCCGACUUCGAGGCGUUGGCGAUGAUCGGUCGCGGCGCGUUCGGAGAAGUCCGACUGGUCCGAAAGCGAGACACCGGCGAGGUUUACGCGAUGAAGAGCAUGCUGAAGGAGCACAUGAUCCUAAAAAACCAAGUAACGCACGUUAAGGCGGAACGAGACGUUAUGGCCGAAGCGGAUGACCCAUGGAUUGUCAAGCUCAUGUACAGCUUUCAGGAUGACGUUAACCUGUACAUGGUGAUGGAGUUUUUACCUGGGGGCGACUUGAUGGGGCUCUUGAUGAAGUACGACACCUUCGGAGAGGAUGCCACCAGGGUCUAUAUGGCGGAAACUGCAAUGGCCAUCGCGAGGGUGCAUGAGUUGGGGUACAUUCACCGCGAUCUCAAGCCUGACAACAUCUUGCUUGACUGGGACGGCCACGUCAAGCUCACAGACUUGGGGCUGUGCACCAAGAUGCAGCCGGAGAAGCUGAACUUGCUGCCCGACGUCCCGGAGGAUGACCUGAUGGAGGGGAUGGAGGUCUGUCAGCCCCCGAUUGCUGGGCAGGCAGGGGCAGCGCAGGCAGGCGGCGCUGGGGNAGGAGGAGACCCGGGUCGGUCUUCUAGUGCUACCCCGGGUCACCGUGAUCGCACCCUUGUGUACUCUACCGUAGGAACGCCGGACUACAUAGCUCCCGAGGUCCUGCAGCAGAAGGGCUACGGCAAGGAGUGCGACUGGUGGUCCCUGGGUGUGAUCAUGUUCGAGUGCCUGGUGGGGUACACUCCCUUCUACGCGGAGGACCCCGUGACCACGUGCCGGAAGAUUCUCAACUGGCCGCGUUUCCUCGAGAUACCGGAGGAGACGGCGAUCAGCGUGUCGGAGCCGUGCAUGCGAUUUCUGACGUCUCUCAUCAGCGCGGCCCCAGAUCGACUGGGCAAGAACGGCGUUGGAGAGGUGAUGGCGUCCACGUGGUUGGCCGGCGUGCCGUGGGAGAGGAUCCGGGAGAUGCGCGCCCCUUACGUAACGGAUGGUGCUGCGCGCGUAAAGGAUGUGUUGGCCCAACUAUCCAAGCUUGAGCCUGGAGACGCCAGACAGGCGGCCGCGGUGGAGCUCGUAACGUCGAACUUCGACAAGUUCAGCGACAAUGGCGAGGUGCGGUGGGAGAAGGCCGCUCGAGUAGCACAGCGACGAGACCGGGACAACGACUUCAUUGGGUACACCUAUAAACGGAAGGUCAACAAGCCCGACCGGGGGGGGCUGGGCGGAGACCUUUUCGCCGCCCCCCUGCCCGAGGAAACGCAGCAGACACAGCCGCAGCCCGCUGCGUCAGGGCAAGGCCACAGGUAGUAGUUCCGGCGACGAAGCGGUGGCUAGCCCUGACGAAAUGGUUGUGACGACGGCUGCUGGUGUUCGGGGCGGAAAUGGGACGUACAAGUUAGACAAGGAGGGAGGGUUUUACCCAGACCGACCACCACCCAGCUGAGUUUUGAGGGUAUAGUAUUUGGGGAAGAAGGUUGGGCUAAGCCGACCCGACCUGUCGGCACCAAGGUGGAGCGGAUUUGUUCGGGCUCACCUGGCCUCGAGUGUAGAAGGACGGAGGCAAGCCGCGGGCGUUGUUGCCGUGAUCGCCGACCUCUCCCUCUAGGAAGGAACGACGGAGGAGCAGCCAACACGGUACAAGCCCGUUGUGCUAACCGGUGGCUAGGACAUGGUGUCAUCGCAAGAGUCUUCACACCGCUACAUUCUUCCUGCUUCUCCUAGAGGCAUUUUUUGUUUUAAUCCUCCAUAGUGAGAGCGAGCGGCCUCCAAGUGCUUGGGCGUGAUCGAGGUGGUCAAGGUAGCUGAAAGCUUGAGAUGGAAUGCUUGGUAAUGGGUGUGCGAGAGAGGUGGGGGCUGGGCUCUUACAGCACGAUCGGAGGGAUAAGGGGGUUUCCAGGUUCCACCUUUCUACGUGUGUCUCAAAUGGCACCAGGUAAUGGUUCGUGAUUUAUAUCUUGUGGUGCACGGCGCAUUGCCGUAGCGGACAGCUGUAGACAGCCAGCCCCCCGCGGUGUUUGCUGCUGUUGUACGUGUGUGUGGUGCCAGUGUGGAUUUUUGUGGCAUACGGUCACCAGUGGACUUUUUUGUGUUGACCUCUUUGUUGUAUUUUUUUUUUGCUUCAAGUACAGACAUGGCCCCCAACACAUCCCAUCCCGCUUCUGGUGCUAUUUAGUGUGUUUGUCUUUCUUCCCCUAGGCGUUUUGCUAUUGCUUCUCCUGUUUUUUGUUUUUUUUACUCUUUGAGGAUGGGGUGAGUUCCUCCUGCAAGGCUAAAGCUCGCGGGUCCUUCGUGCACAGCGUCGAGUUAUUGGCGUAGGACGCAUGCCUUUCGCAUGAAUAUGGCAGAGACUCAAGUUUUGUUUCCGACCCUGCUGCGAUCUCGGAUGAUUACCCAACAUCCGGCGGCAACAGGGCUGCUGGCCUCCCUUCCCUUGGUCUUGUCUUCGCCCAUGAAAACAGGCAGAUGGACAAAAGAGCCCCCCCUUGUAAUGAUUCCCUCGCCAAACAGCGUCCGAAUAAUCUGAAUUGGUGUACUAGUGAAAACACGUUGGUCUUGUUCCUUCUUGAGGAAUGGGAUGGGAUGUAAGAUUUAGACGUCGUUGUCUACUGGUAUGGUAUAUGGGUGGUACAUUAUGGGAAGGGAUUAUUUGUCUUGGCGCUUGUCCUUGAUGGUACCGAGAUGAGCAGCCUUAGCCUUUUGCAGCGGUCGUGUGUACCGACGUAGUCCUAAUGAAUACUUGCUUUGAUUUGGCGUAGUCUGAAAGAUACAUAUGUUUGUUUUUUUUUCUCCCAUCAUUGGACUCUGUCGUCUGCCCCGCUGGCCCCUAUCCUCCACUUCUACUAGCUAGACGACCCAACCGGGGCCACAAAGGAGGGGGGGGUUCCUGUCUGAGAUGUUUUUAUCGCGAGAAGGGCACAGCAAUCCCUUCCCUCGCGACUUACGAAGUCGAUUAUGGUUUACUAACAACGAGCUUUGCAGCGCGUCGCUUUCAUCCUGGACCAGGAUAUAUAUAGUGAGAAAAAACGCACUCUGCCGGGACUCGAACUCAUGACCUAGCCCUUCGCAGGCUGCGAGGGUACCCACUCGACCACCGGGGCGACCAUGUGUAUUGUAGGGGAUGUUGGUGGGAUGGGGGGAAGGACGGGGAGGUUACGUGUUAUCAUCCGCAGAUUGAUGGAAUCGAUUCCAUUGCUAGGCUGUACACAACACGCCCUCGUUCUUUGGAAUAGAAUAAGGUACCGACAGUGUUGUGGCGCUGGUGGACAGAACAACAUGUGCUUUGCACUUGAUCGAUGUGGUGGUGGUUGGUAACGGCAUGGUAAGCUGCCUCUUCUUUGUCUGCAUGUAUGUGCUGCUGUGUCGAUUGUUGUUCUCGUAUUAUCGUACUCGUUCAAGUCGUGUAUCCUCCCGCGAACGAGCCAUAUUUUCUACCACUGGGUUACAGGCCACGGGUUGGAAUGCAGGAAUCGUUGUCUUCAUUAACCUAUAUUGUUGCCGGGCUGCAUGUAUGCAUAGUAGAGACAAAAGGGAAGAUGACCUACAGGUUAAACUU